AUGUCUCGACAAUAUCCGGGACGUCUACGACGACUCUUGUUGAUGUCUGCCCGCAAGAACCUCAUUUCCAACAGCGACGCGAACCCGACUGGUCCACCUCCCAUCUAUCAUAUGUCGUCAAAGAUUCCAUCGGCACCUCUUCCGCCUCUUCUGCCUCUUCCUCCGUCGCCCUCUCCCCUCCUCUGUCCGCGUCGUACAUUCCUCGCGUGUCUCCGCGCGUCGAAGCUCAUGCAAGAUCGUUCAUAUUCGGGCAAAGCUGGCCGGUCUCUCGGCCGCUGUGAGCGUGCCCUCGGCGAAGCAUUGGAAUGGCGGCUGUGGGUCGGCAAGGGACCAUCUGCGCCGAGUACAAUGUCUUCACUGAGCAAUUGCGCGCUGCCACAGCGAACUCAUUACCCGGUCGCCGUGUUCCUGACCGACCCCCACGACUUGGUGCCGCUGUACCCGGCCCACGCUGCUGCGGUGCAGACCUGUUCCCGGAGCCUAUCAAAUCUCCGGCGCACCGCGACAAUGCCGAACAUGGAGGCCAACGCUGGCGAUGGCUUCCCAUGCGCGAACACGACCACAGUAUCCUAUGAGCACUCCGCGGCGACAGCUAUGGAGGCGACGCUUAUUGCGGAACCCAACAUGGACGACUUCGACUUUGCAGGAGCUCCUGUGCCGUCCAUGCUUGUUGCACCUACGCUGCAAGUGUCCUUGUAUGCGGACGACGUAUCAUCACCGUCACUCUCGACACCCGGCCUUGUGUAUUCGCCCAUGUCGACAUCAUCAACGACAUCCUCGGACGAUGGAGAUCGUACCGCGCAUCUCGGGUUCCAGCACAUACCCUCGAGCCUCGGCUACUCCGAAAUUUCUGCUGACGUUCCUGGCGGAAAGCCAUUCGUCAUGGACUACUCGCUUUGGGCGGUGAGUGAAACUAUUUUUGCGAGGAACAAGCUCCCUUCGCUCGAGCCGUAUAUCGUCGACCAGCCUGUGUGGCUCCCGCCGUCCAAUUUGUCACCUUAUUUAUUGCUACGGGGCAUAUCUUGUAAGGUACAAUUAAGCAGAUAG
Molecule: messenger RNA, 1047 nt
Organism: Phanerochaete carnosa HHB-10118-sp
Lineage: Eukaryota; Fungi; Basidiomycota; Agaricomycetes; Polyporales; Phanerochaetaceae
Exons: 1
Coding region: 1-1047 (348 amino acids)
Source: RefSeq, a predicted model, not a curated record